AUGGAGGUGCGCCUGGCAUUGAAAGCAGUCGGCUUCAUUGCUCUGGAUGUGGUGGGAAUCCCAGGUAAUCUGGCAGUCCUGCUACUCUUCUGCCAUUUAUUCCUAGCACAGGGCCACAUGCCGCACAACGAGUUCAUCCUCAGCCAGCUGGUCUUUGCCAACCUGAUGGUGACACUGUGCCGGGGAAUUCCUCAGGCUCUGACUGCCCUGGGCAUCAACCCACUGUUCAGCAACGGGGUCUGCAAAACAAUGAUCUUCACCUACCGCAUUGGCCGUGCCAUGUCCAUCACCAUCACCUCCCUGCUGAGCUCCUACCAGUGCGUGCUCAUUGCCCCGCCCAAACCUGGCUGGGCAUGGCUGAAACGCUGGGUUCCUGGCCACAUCCCCCAUGCCAUCAUCUUCCUCUACGGCCUCAACAUAAUUAUCUGCACUGCUGCCAUCGUCUGUUCGGAGGCUUUUCCCACCAACAGCAGCAUUCCAGAGUUCACUCUUAACCUGGAGUUCUGCAUUGUGGUUUUCCCAGGCCACAUGGCUUACAUUUUCAAUGGUGUGGUGCUCAUCAUCCGAGACUUUGUCUUUGUCGGCCUGAUGGCAGCAGCGGCAGUGUACGUGGUGCUGGUCCUGCAUCGCCACCGCCAGCAGGUUCAGGGCCUGCAGGGGGCCGGCCGGAAGACAGAGGAGGCAUCCCAGGCCGUCCUGCUGCUCGUGAGCACAUAUGUGGCGCUGUUCAGCUUGGACAAUGUGCUGUGGUUCUAUACACUCUCUGUCUCCCGCGUGCACCCAGCCGUCUCAGAUACACGUGUCUUCUUCGCCUCCUGCUACUCUGCCAUCAGUCCUGUGCUCAUCAUCACCACCAACAAGAAACUGGCCACCUACUUUCAGUGUGGCUCCAAACGCAAGGCAGCAGAAAACAUCCCCAGCAGCACAAAGUCAAAGACCUCUUGGGUGAAACCAACACAAUAAGAAUUAAGAGUGGAACUUGGGGAGGUAUGGAGGGUGAUUGUCUUCUGUAAUGAUAUAGUCUAUGAUGCAUCACUUUUGUGGCUCCACAUUUAGUUAAAAAAUAAAUGUAAAAAAUACCAUAAUAAAUGGGUAAUACAUUUUAACAGAAGAAUGUGGUGCUUUACUCCUUUACUUCACCAUUUUUUGAUAAGAGAUUUGAUUCAUAUGUAUUUUCUCUACUUAUUAUGGUAUGUAUGGAAAGAAACCAUUUACAAGAAAAUGUAUUUAUUAUAUAGGGAACAAUAUUCUAUUUCCAGUGCUUAAAAUAAAUAUAUUACAGAAUGAACUAAAAAGUUUUAUAAGACAUCAAAUUCUUGGCCUGUUCUUGGGCCUUGAGCUUGAAAGUCGGUUAUCAAUAUACCUGCUCACUAAAUGCUCCCUUGAUUUUAUGCUGAUUAAAAUACAUUUAGUACACAUUGAUGUAAGAGAUCAGUAACCACUCCAGUCAACAGACGUGCUGAUUUACUGUACAAUGGCCCAUGCACUACGGAAGUAUUGUUCAGUCUUGUUGCUUUAAAAUUGUAUAAAAACGCAAUCAAUUAAAAUAUUGGGUUUCAUAUUUACUCUGCUGAAUUCAGUGUGUGUAUUUGUAAGCUAGUAUCGCCUCUGAAACUUGCAUUAUUUUAAUAAAGACCUUUUCUUGAAGUACGGAACGUUUCUUCAAAUUCAAGCCUUUUUCAUUUAGUCCAUGCUUCCUAUAAAUGUUUGUCACAGUCUUGUGUUUUAAGCAAUAUAUAGUUUUGC
This is a messenger RNA of Anguilla anguilla (European eel), 1746 nucleotides long. RefSeq names its product olfactory receptor class A-like protein 1. The transcript has a single exon. NCBI's taxonomy places the organism in Eukaryota, Metazoa, Chordata, Actinopteri, Anguilliformes, Anguillidae. Gene Ontology annotation, biological process: G protein-coupled receptor signaling pathway. The coding region runs from base 1 to 963 and encodes 320 amino acids. Gene Ontology annotation, cellular component: membrane. The record is from RefSeq and is a predicted model, not a curated record. Gene Ontology annotation, molecular function: pheromone receptor activity.